AUGCAAAAACAGCCGGAUCUGCAAAGUUUUGUCGUGGAUAGCAAUCGGACGAAAUUGAAGCGUCAGAAUUUGCCAAAUCUGGAGCAAAUAGACUGGCCGAAACGGGAAUUUGUAUCCCUUCCGAUGGGUGCUCCGGGCAGCCUUCAAGUCCCUCUGAAACCACAACUCAGUCGUGAACAGAUGCGCACAUUUUGGAAACUAUUCAGUAUAUUUGAAGAGGGCAUGGAAGAGCUUGGCUUGAGUGACAAAUGGAUGAUCUAUGCUGGUACUCUGCUUGGAUCUGUUCGUCACCACGAUAUCACGCCUUGGGAUGAUGACCUGGAUGUUCUCGUUGAUUUCAGCGCAAGACCGAUCUUAUGGAAGAAGUUCAAACCACUCGCCCCCGAAAUUAUUAUUAAGGAAGCUGGAUUAAGGGACAAGUUAUACGCAAAAUUAAUUGAACCCAGCAAUACUAUGCGGGAUGUCGAAGGUAGCCGCAAACUGAGUCAGUUUGAUUGGAGUUGGCCGUACAUUGACAUCGGAUACUUCCUAUCCAACGCAACUCAUAUACAAGAACGCGCAUCGUCCUAUGUCCUUUCCCAAGCAUAUCCACUGCUCCGUCUUCGGAUAUUCUCACGCAUUUGA
Dibothriocephalus latus is the source of this 624-nucleotide messenger RNA. Lineage: Eukaryota; Metazoa; Platyhelminthes; Cestoda; Diphyllobothriidea; Diphyllobothriidae. The record is from the annotation of a GenBank genome assembly.